CGUUGAACGCGUUUUAAGGUCCGACAUCUGGCUUAGAACACAGCGCGUUAUAUACCGCUUUGCCUCUCGCUUCUCUCGGUACCUUACUAAUUAUUUUUCUUGUGUAUGUGCAUUUUGUAUUUCAUUUCCACAUUUUCUUCGCUCAUUAAUCUCUGCUUUCACCGACACAUGUACGAAACUCUGCCCGACCAGUUGAUGUUGCAGCACAGAAAUUGCCCAUUACCUUUUUUCCUCCUUCACAGCUUUUUCACGUGUUCUCAAAUUUUCUAGAGUCGUUAUAUACAUAGGUUUGCCAUUUAUAUGCUGGUUCAGCUUUCAGAACGACCUGUGAAAAGGAUUUGCGAUCGAUCCAGUCAACGAUAUAAUACAAGUGGUUGGAGAGUUUCAGGAGUUUUGAGGUUUUGAAGAAUGAGGAUGAGCUGUAAUGGGUGCCGCGUUCUGAGAAAGGGUUGCAAUGAAAACUGCAGUAUAAGGCCUUGUUUGGAGUGGAUUAAGAACGCCGAAUCUCAAGCAAAUGCUACUGUCUUCCUUGCAAAGUUCUAUGGCCGUGCUGGUCUCACCAGCCUCAUCAACGCCGGCCCACAGCAUCUCAGGCCUGCUAUAUUUAGGUCUCUGUUGUACGAAGCAUGCGGGAGAAUGGUGAAUCCUAUAUAUGGAGCAGUGGGUCUUUUGUGGUCAGGCAAUUGGCAAACAUGCCAGGCAGCAGUAGAAAGCAUCUUGAAAGGCUGCCCAAUACAUCCAAUUGCGCCAGCGGAGGCCUUCACAUCGCCAGGCGCUCAGAUCACAGAACAGGCCAACAACAAAACCAAUCUUCUUCCUCCAUCGGCAUUGAUGCAAUCAAUUGCCAACGAGCUUCACAAAGUUAAAACGAAGGGCAGAUUUAAGCAUCCCAAGAAGGCCUCCAAAUUGCCCAAAGACAUUGCACACAUAAUUUCCGAUGCAGAAGCCGCCUCCGAAGUCUGCAAUUUGCAGUGGGGACGAGGUUACCCAGGCGAAGAAGACGCUCACCAUUGUCUUGUUUCGAGCGAUUCCAGCAGCGAAUCUGAGCAUAAUUGCAAUGAUGUCAGAAAGAGCAGAGCAGAAUUCGAACCCGAGACCGAUUUGUGCACACCACAAGCCAAGGAUUUGAUAACCCAACAGGAACUGCCUCACACUGAGUGCGAAUCAGAUUUAGAGCUAGAACUGACACUGUGUUGUCAUUCGCCUAUUUUAAAGCAGUCAAAUAUUCCGUGCCUGUAAUCACAGACAGCUUUAUUGGGCUUGAAUUAUUGAGUUUGAGGUUGCUGCAAACUCAAAUAAUGGUUAUAAUUGUAAUCGUCACUGUCAAGUUUGUGUAAAAUAGAGUCUUUUGCACUACAGGCGGCUUAUAGGCAGGGCAGGUUGGUGGGUGAAUGAUUGAUUGGACAGUCAAAACAUGUUUAGAUUUUAAAACAAUUGUUGCAGGUAUAGUAGUCAAAUUAGGAGCUUGUAAAGAGCAAACUGACCACUGUAGAAAACGUUGUCUACAAGUUUUUUUGUACUGGGCUUUCAGAGGGGGACUAAAUACAUUGGACAUUUAAAGCUUUUUGUAA
This is a messenger RNA of Cryptomeria japonica (Japanese cedar), 1571 nucleotides long. Its product is annotated as LOB domain-containing protein 41. Gene Ontology annotation, biological process: regulation of gene expression. Lineage: Eukaryota; Viridiplantae; Streptophyta; Pinopsida; Cupressales; Cupressaceae. The record is from RefSeq and is a predicted model, not a curated record. The transcript has 3 exons. Bases 409 to 1239 code for a protein of 276 amino acids.